AUGUCCACGAUUUCUAAGCACUUUGGACUGAAAUACAAAGAAGAAUCGUACAUCUUUAAAGAGCUUGAGAAGGUUCGCAAGGAGACUAAAAAGGAAUUUCUCCGAUUCAAGGAGAAGUUGGCCUCCAAGCCGGCUGUGGGUGAAGUCCCUGUUUUCGGCCUCCGGGUCCCCGCUCCGGCCCAGCAUGGGGGGAAGUGGAGCGUUUCCCGCGCCAGACCCCAAAAGCCACCAGGCUCCCCUCGGGCCAAAGGCCGUGCGCCCCUCGCUGCGGCCCUCCCGCAGCCGGCGCCCCGAGGCGCAGCGCGGCCCCCGGGCCCGAGCGAGGCGGCCGCUUCCGGGAAGACCCGGCCCUUCUGCCCCCAGGAUUUCUACUUGCGGAGCUCCGCGUUCCUCCGGCCCCGGCCCCUGAAGAAGCCGCCGGUCAUCGCCUCCAGGGCGGGCACGUCCAGACCCGUGGUCCUGAUGCCGCCACCUGCGCCCAGGGGGAAGGUCCGGGCGCACCUGGGCGCCAGGAGCCCACGGCCCGCGGGCUCCAAGCUGGUCUUCGACCCGGCCGGAGGCCGCGACGAGCCGGCUCGGCUCGCGGAGGCCCGCAAGGCCAGAGAGAGGAAGGGCGGCUCCCUGUCCGGAGAAGAGGGAGACUCGGAGGCGGCCGGCCGGCGGAGGAAAGUGAGGAUUCACACACGCUUCCUGCGCGAGGGCUCGCGCGGCGAGUCGCGGGAAGACCCGGUGUCGGUUUCCAAAACCGACCGCGAGAGCAAUUCGCCGAGUGACGCGCGGGAGGCCGCCCCGCAGGCCCCGCAGCCCGUGCGAGCGAUCCCGUCAUCCAUCGAGAUCAUCGCCUCGUUUCAGUCCGAGGCCCAGCUGGCCUCCGACCAGAGCACCAAAGAGCUCUUCCAGAGCGUCCUCGGCCAGAACUACGACAUGAAAAUGGAAGCUAUUUCUUUAAUGGGAAAAGUGUACUGGCCAAAAACACCGCAAGUGCAAGCAGAGCAAGGACUGCAGAUAAGUAUUAAGGAAGCUCAAAUGAAUGUGCUUGAGAAGCUUCCUGAAGCUGUAUCAAGUAUUUUCCAGAUUGAACAAGAGGAUGUAUCGGAAUGGGGAGUCUCAGAUGCAGAAAGCAUAUUAUUUAAGCCUCAGGAAACUUUGGAAGUUCAGUCAGCAGAUGAAUCAAGUAAACCUUUGGAAGGUGAACAGCCCACUGGUGAUUCAAAAACAACCAGGCAGCUGUCUUUAAAGGUGAAAUCGUCAGAAUUGUUGCAAAUCAAAGGAAAAGAAGUUAAGCAAAGGCGGAAAAGUAAAUUAGGAAUUACACAACAGAGACAAAGAAAGGUUUCAAAACCCCUGUGUGAUCAAAACCUACCGAAAAAAAAAAUUCCACGAGACUACUCCACUCGGACCCUUCACGAUCUGUGUGCCACUAUCCCAGCCCAAGAGCUGCCCAUUGACUUGCGCCUGGCUUCUCGAGUGUAUCAUACAGCCGACAAGAAAGGCCACAAUACUGUACUUGGAGUAUGUGGAACCUCUUUCUUAGAUGAUCGCUAUACAGAUGAAGAGCAAAGAGAUAGGGAUCGUGUGGCCUCUGGUGUCACAGCUUUUGACUCUGGAGCCUUGCUAUGUCUGUUUGAAUGCUCACUGGCAAAAAAGGCUACCCACAAAAGAAGUAACUGGAACCCUGCCACAGAAGAACUCAACGUCACCAUGACUGCUUGCCAGCAGGAACAUCAGAACCUUCGUCCUUCCAAACUAAUACUGCAAGGAAUUCCUGUUAUGGGUGACAAUCAAGAAUAUGUUGCCGUACUUCCAACAAGACCAGGGAUACCACCUGAAUUGGCACCAGGAACUGGACGGAGUGCUCACAAACCAUACCUACAACUCUUGGGAGAGGAAGUGUCUGCUUAUCCAGGAUUUACCAAGUUGUUUUGGAAUCUAACUUCACCCAAAUUCUCCGUUCCAGUAUCUGUCAUAAAGGAAACCGUAUAUCCCAAAUAUGAGAGUGUGCAAGCAAGCAGAAUUUUAUUUGAGAAAUUUACAUCUGAAAGCAAGGAAAAUGUCAUUACUUUAAAUCAGCAUAGGAGAAGUUCUAGGAGAGUAAAAUCUGCAGUUGAAUUGAAGAAGGAAACCAUAACUCCAUUAGAGAUUAAGGAUGACAUGCAAAGCAAUAUGAAAGAGGUGAUGUUUCAGAAAACAAAGGAGUUGGAGCACUGGAUGGCUGAGCAAAAUGAAACUGAGGAACCCGUCUCUGUGAAAGAAAAUAUAGAUACUAUCUUAGACAACAUGCAGAGCAGAUGCAGUUCGAGAGGCCUGUCUCUCUCUCUCAUUGAAGCAUCUAGACAGGCUGGCAUUACUUAUGUUGUUUGUCCCAAGAAAAAGAAGAUGAAACGGAAGAAAGCAUUAAGACUCAGUAAACUUAGACUUGUGUAUGAUGAGUUAUCCAAGCCUCCAAAAAUUCUUAAAAGAUCAGAGUCUCAUGGAAUCCUUCCUGGACAGAAGAAAUUUUUGCUCAAAGUUCCACUAUAUGAACGUCUAUUACGGUGUCCCAGUCUACCUUUGUGUUUAAAUUUUGACAAAGUUGCCCAAAGUAAAGGAAGAAUUCCAGAAAAUAGUGGUCCUCAAACAUGGGCUCUUGACAUGUUCUCUAAGCCUAAACAAAAGAAGACAACCCCAAGAGAGAAAGUUGUUAAAAUAUCUGUUCAUGAAGACUCGUCUGAAAGAGUGAAAAAAACACCAAAAAUAGAAUUGAGUGGUUCUUUGGAAUCUCGUCUUCCUCCAGCGGUCAUUAGACAUUAUGAAUCCGAAGUGGAGAUCUUGACUGAAGAAAUAAAUAGUAAGAAGAAAUAUCCUGCAUUUUUAUAUUGUAGGCGUGGAGCUCUUUAUAGGAAACUGGGAAAGUUCCAGAGUGCCAUGAAUGAUCUACAUGAAGCUAUACUCUUGGAGCCAUUGUUUCUCAAUGCCUAUUGGCACCGACACUUCAUUUAUCUUUUCCAAGGCAAAAUUAAUGAAGCUUUGGAUGACUUGAAUUAUAUAAAUAAAUAUAAUAAAAAUAAUGCAGACGCAUAUUUUUCAAGGGCAGAAAUUUUCAGAUCAAAAAAAGACAGUACUUUGGCAAUUCUAAAUUAUACUCAAGCAAUUAAGUGCAAGCCCAUGGAUGCUGAUAUAUAUUUCAGGAGGGGUGAGAUGUACGAAAUAGAAAACAAAGUACUGGCCAUUGAUGACUUUUCUAAAAAUUUGAUGACAAAUGGAUUUCCUAAAGGCAUGGUCUUCAAAUGCAAAUCUGAAAGUUCUGGCAUCUUAAAGUAG
Molecule: messenger RNA, 3300 nt
Organism: Lipotes vexillifer (Yangtze River dolphin)
Lineage: Eukaryota; Metazoa; Chordata; Mammalia; Artiodactyla; Lipotidae
Source: RefSeq, a predicted model, not a curated record